GUGUUUAAGGCGAAUGGGCCUCUGCAUCCACCUGCUAGCGCCCUGCCUCUCUACAGUCAGGAGCGCCCAACUUUCCUGAGGAGCACACGCUGCGUGCCUGGACCUCUUUCCACCACAGGGACUUUGUUUCAAGCUGCUUUUUUUUCCCACGAGAUGUUGAUUGUAGUCGUGAGACAACACAUUGUCGCCUCGCGAUCCCGAAGAUUGAACUAGAGAAACAUUUUCUCUAUUUUUUUAAAACUGUAAUUUUCUUAUUGUUCACUGACUCCUCCGGGGCCAAUAACUGCGCAUUGUGCACAGGUAUAGUCUGCCCCCCUGAACACGGACUGUCCAGAAGCAGCACCGGGAUUUAUAUUGUUAUUAUUGAUUUCAACUUGGAGGCGAAAGUGACCGAUCUGUUGGAAUUGGUUUGUUCAAUGACUUGCAAGGUUGGAUCUGAAGUUAUAUUCGGAAAGCUGUAACAAGAGAUUUUUUUUUAAACCACAGUUUGUGUGCUGCUGGAGGUUGGUCGACCAUGCAGCUGGACGGUCUGUGGACAGUCCACACCCUCCUGGCACUGUCCAGCUUCGCUUUCGGGAACCCAGUGAUCAAUGACCCGCUGGCCGCACCUCGCGUCUUCAUCUCCUUCAAAGAGCUGAGAUCUACCGGUACCGCUCAUCACUUUGCCUACCUCCUCAACACGUCCAAUUACCGGAUCCUGCGUAUGGAUGAGGACCAUGACCGCAUGUACGUUGGCAGCAAGGACCACAUCCUGUCCCUGGACCUCCAUGACAUCAACAAGGACCCACAUAUCAUCCAUUGGCCAGUGUCCGAACGAAGAAGGAUGGAGUGCCUUGUGAGUGGGAAGGAUGCCAAUGAGGAGUGUGCAAACUUCAUCCGUCUGAUCGAGCCAUGGAACCGGACUCAACUCUACGUCUGUGGGACAGGAGCUUACAAUCCAGUCUGUACCUUCGUCAACCGUGGACGCAAACCUCAGACGUCCAUGUAUCUACAGAUGGCCCAGGCCAGAGGAAGGGCUAGCCGCGCAGCUGAACCCAGCGCGGUGCACGAGACACUUGGACUAAAGGAAGAAAUCUUCCAUUUGGAGCCGGGCAAAGUGGAAUCUGGAAAGGGAAAGUGCUCCUACGACCCGAAGCUCAACAGCGUGUCAGCUUUGAUCAAUGGUGAACUCUAUGCUGGGGUCUAUGUUGACUUUAUGGGAACAGACUCUGCCAUUUUCCGUACUUUGGGGACAAAGACUGCCAUGCGAACAGAUCAGUACAACUCCAGAUGGUUGAAUGAUCCCACUUUCGUCCACGUACACCUCAUCCCCGACAGCGCAGAGAGAAAUGACGACAAGCUAUAUUUCUUCUUCCGGGAGAAGUCCUCUGAGAUGGGCCAGAGUCCCGUGACCCAGUCCCGUAUAGGACGCAUCUGCCUGAAUGAUGACGGAGGCCACUGCUGUCUGGUCAACAAGUGGAGCACUUUUCUGAAGGCCAGGCUCAUCUGCUCGGUGCCAGGGGCCGACGGCAUGGAAACACACUUCGAUGAGCUCCGAGAUGUUUACAUACAGCCAACACAGGACACAAAAAACCCUGUUAUAUAUGGAGUCUUUUCUGUCUCUGGCUCUGUGUUCAAAGGCUCAGCAGUUUGUGUCUACUCCAUGGCCGACAUCCGUAUGGUCUUCAAUGGACCCUUUGCCCACAAGGAGGGUCCCAAUUACCAGUGGGUGGCCUACACUGGGAAGAUCCCCUACCCUCGACCCGGCACGUGCCCUGGAGGUACAUUCACCCCCAACAUGAAGUCCACUAAGGACUACCCAGAUGAAGUGAUUAACUUCAUGAGGAAUCACCCUGCCAUGUAUAAUGCUGUGUACCCAGUACACAAGCGCCCCCUGGUGGUUCGGACCAACGUGGACUAUGAGUUCACCACCAUCACGGUGGACCAGGUGACAGCUGCAGACGGCAACUAUGAAGUGCUCUUCCUAGGAACUGAUAAGGGGACAGUUCAGAAAGUCAUUGUUCUCCCCAGAGACGACCUGCAGACUGAGGAGCUGGUCCUGGAGGAGGUAGAGGUGUUCAAGGUCCCUACUCCAAUUACAACAAUGAAGAUCUCAUCCAAAAGGCAACAGCUGUACGUGUCAUCUGUGGUUGGGCUUACCCAGUUGGCUCUACACCGGUGUGAUGUGUAUGGUGAGGCCUGCGCUGACUGCUGUCUGGCCAGAGACCCUUACUGUGCCUGGGAUGGCAAGUCCUGCUCCCGCUACUCCGCCUCGCAGAAGAGGUCUGACCCCUUUAGACGUAGCCGGAGGCAGGACGUCAAGUACGGGAACCCCAUCCGCCAGUGCCGAGGCUUCAACUCCAACACCAAUAAGAACACUCUGGAGAUGGUGCAGUAUGGGGUGGAGGGUAGCAGUACCUUCCUGGAGUGUCAGGCCCGCUCUCCACAUGCUGUCAUCAAAUGGCAUCUGCAGAGAGAUAACAGCGACCGCAGGAAAGAGAUGCGUUCUGAUGGUCGGAUUUUAAAGACAGAGCAAGGUCUUCUCCUGCGAUCUCUGCAGCCCUCCGACUCUGGCAUGUACCAGUGUACAGCCACGGAGAAGAACUUCAAACACACGCUUGUCAAGCUGCAGCUUGUGGUGCUGUCGAGCCGGGCUGUCAACAACGUGCUGGUGGAGGGUGGGGGAGGGCUGGUGCCGUCUUCUCUCCACUCCAGCAGCACCCAGUGGACCCCCAGCGCAGGCCAGUACAAGGACCUGCUGACCAUCCUAAGCCAGCCAGAGAUGAGCCUGAUCAAUCAGUACUGCCAGGACUACUGGCAGUUCGGAGACCCACUGCUGGGCGCCCUCAAGGCCAAAGACCUGAAGGAGCUCAAAGAGCAGAAGAAGCCCCGCAACCGUCGGCAUCACGGGAAGGGGGAGGAGGAAGAGGAGCAGGAGGAGGUAGAGACAUGAGGAGCCCAACUUUGUGUCUGAAACGCCCUCAACCAUCCUUCCCCCCACCCCGUGAAAACUGGGAGAGACUCAUUGAGAGUAGCAACAUGAAAAAAUCCACAAACCGGAAAAAAAAAAGCAAACUGAGAAAAAAAAGGCUUACAAACACAACCCCACAUACAUCCUCUCAAACAGUAAGAUAUAUGAUACACAGUAUUUAUUGUAGGUUGUAUAUAGUAUCAUUCUGUGGAUUUCUUUGUACUUAUAGAAAAAAAACAUGCUCUUUGUGUAUAGGUACCUUUGGGGCGAAUAUUAUUGUUAUUAUUGAUGUUGUUAAUUUUAUUGUUGCUGUUACUGUCAUUACAAAACUCAUCUGUCAACAUCAUAUGACCUUGGCGACUGUUUGGAAUGUGUUAUCAGGCAUGUAAGCUGUUAAGAGUGAGCUACGAGAAGCUCUCUGUUAUGGGGAAAUGAGUUGUUGAUAAGGGGUGAUGGGAUCUCUGUUGUUUCUUGCUUGCUUUGACUCGAUUGCCAGGACUCUUUUAUUUCUGGACACUCCAGGAACACCUGUGACGCAACCUCCUCGUGGCUGCAUGCGGACAGAGACUUUAUACUGCAAGGGGACCAUCGACAUACUGUAUGGUCCCAGUUAAUGUGGGGAAACAGUACGUUCUCCAUGGGAACCCAGACAUACUGUACAGGAUGUUCAAAUAUUCUCACUGUUGUAAUUUGGCCUUUUAAUAAGAAACUGGUCUCUUGCCCUUUUUAGCUUUUUCUUCUAUUUCCUGCUUUAUUGGAGGAUUGAUUGUAAAAUAACGCAGCAUCUUUGCUACUUCUCAGCCCAGAUACGAAUUAUGAUUAUGGAAAUUUGCUCAAUUAAAGAAGGAAAAAGAUGUUUUCUCAAUUGUACUCUAUUUUGAGUAACCUGCAGCUUCUCUUCCAAGUGGCCAUGAACUCCAGUUUAAAAAAGAAACAUAGAUGAAAGGAGCAAGCAUCAGAUCAGUUUUUAUGAAACAUGAUUGGAAAUAUAAUGGUUGGGUUCUUUUCAAAUGCAAAUAUCCUUUGAACUGAGAGUGUGGUGCAAUAAAGGGUCAAGGUUUUGCACAAUGGGCAUUAUUCUUUUACUUUCAUGGGACAUUGGCUGGGGCCAAAUGUAACAAGCACACUUGGGCAAGCUAUAGUGGACUUCUGUGAAAAACAAAUCCAGUUUAAGAUUGAAAUUGGUGCCCGGUAAUGUUAGCUCUGAGCACAAGACAUCCUCUGUUCUUUCUUCCUCUGACAUUCAUUUGUGGUAAAAAAAAUAAUAAAUAUAUACACAACAGAGCAUUGUAACAAUGUUGUGACACUAACCAAAAUAUUGGGAAGCUGGCUUUCAUUGUGUGCAUGAACCUGUAUUUGUACUGUAAUUCUGAUAAGAUACUGUGUGGUCGUUUUUUUCUGUUCUUCUGUUCUGUUCUUCAUCUCUAGGAGUGUACAUUGCAGUCUGAGAAACAUUCUCAGUACAGCAAAAUUGGUAGAACAAAGGCUUUAAAGAUGUCCUAGCUCCAAACAUACCCCUGUAUAAAGCAUGGUGCAUCUUUUCGUGAUCAUAAAUAUAGAUUUUGUCAGAGAAUAAAGUCAACUUGCCUUGCUUCUGUGUAUAGGUGGCAAGUAAUAUGGGAGACUGUCGUUUAAAGAUGUAAACUAGUAGCAUAUUAGUUACACAGACAAAGUCAGUUUUAUUUAAUAGGAGGAGUGGGAUAAAAAUGGAUGAUGGUUCUAUUGAUUAGAAUUUUAUGCUCAUUCUCUUGUACACAGUACUAUUAAAAACAAUAGUACAGUAACCGGUUCUCCAGGAAGUUACAUGACAAAGAAAACAUAGCAAGCCUUUAACACACCUUUUCUAGCUUGUAUUCAGGCUCUGUAAAAGUCAGCUUGAAUGCCUUUGCGAAGAUGCAUCUAUAAUUCAUACAGGGGUAGCUGUAUCUGCUCCUCAAUUUGGGAUUUGUCUGCAUUCCCAGAAUCAAUCACAGCUCCUGAUUGUCUCCUCCAAAUGAGACCAGGGCUUAUACAGCAAAAAAAUGCAAAGAAAGGUUGUACAAUUUGUUGGUAUUUUUUAAAAAUGUGUCUUUAGUUUUUGAGUGUUUUUGUUUGUUUUGUAUUUUUUGCAUCAUCAGACUUUAUGAAAAAAGAAAAAAACUAAAUGCACAGAGGUGAUGUUAUUGUAAUGACUUGUGUAAAUUACUCUUAUCUUCCCUUUCCAUUGUUGUUGCUGACUAAUAAAUUAAAGCUCUAUAUUUUAUAAGAAUG
Thunnus maccoyii (southern bluefin tuna) is the source of this 5200-nucleotide messenger RNA. It is a transcript of the gene sema3fb, whose product is annotated as sema domain, immunoglobulin domain (Ig), short basic domain, secreted, (semaphorin) 3Fb. The record is from RefSeq and is a predicted model, not a curated record. Gene Ontology annotation, biological process: semaphorin-plexin signaling pathway; positive regulation of cell migration; negative regulation of axon extension involved in axon guidance. The transcript is spliced from 19 exons. Bases 515 to 2932 code for a protein of 805 amino acids. Gene Ontology annotation, molecular function: chemorepellent activity; semaphorin receptor binding. NCBI's taxonomy places the organism in Eukaryota, Metazoa, Chordata, Actinopteri, Scombriformes, Scombridae.